This is a messenger RNA of Eriocheir sinensis (Chinese mitten crab), 5120 nucleotides long. RefSeq names its product DNA repair protein XRCC1-like. The transcript has 14 exons. The record is from RefSeq and is a predicted model, not a curated record. Gene Ontology annotation, cellular component: nucleus. NCBI's taxonomy places the organism in Eukaryota, Metazoa, Arthropoda, Malacostraca, Decapoda, Varunidae. Gene Ontology annotation, molecular function: damaged DNA binding. The coding region runs from base 1102 to 3027 and encodes 641 amino acids. Gene Ontology annotation, biological process: double-strand break repair via nonhomologous end joining; single strand break repair; base-excision repair.
GAUUGAUUGAUUGAUUGAUUGAUAGUUUAUUGUUGCAGGUAAACAACAAGGGAGAAGGGAGGAACAUGCCAUCCCAACCCCCAGGCAGGACAGAGUGUGAUUAUACAACUAUUAAUACAUGUGUAGGUAGCACCAUGAAAUUAAAAAGAUACAAUGGUAGGAAGGAAAGCACAACAAGGGAGGGGGCGGUACCUCCCCCUGGACAAUAAGACAAUAAAAUGUGGGGACGGAGAACAUUGCCCAAGCACUAGAUGGGAAUGAAUACAGAGAUAGAGUAAAUACUAGUCCUUAAAGUAAAAUACUGCAGAGAUCACAGCCUUGUAUAGCACGGCAGUAGUUCAGGCUGCCACACGAUUGAUUGAUAGUUUAUUGUUGCAGGUAAACAACAAGGGAGAAGGGAGUGUGAUGGAGAACAAAACAUACAGAAAGUCGGUGUUCAAGUACUCGGGGCAAGAUGUCAUUACCUACAUCAUGCUCUUCAAGAACUCUUUCACCGCCUCAAUCACUCGUCCAUUCGUUUCUCCACUCAGCCCCAGCAGACUCCCUUCCAGUCCUCCCAUUCCCUUCACGUCCCAGCUCACUCAGAAACACCUGCAUCAUCUUCGUUCUCUCUCUGUCAUACUUCUUACAUUCCACCACAUGCUGUACAGUCUCGUCCACACCCCUGUCACACAUCUGGCACACUUUGCUGCGGGACUCAGACCAUCUAUAAUAAUGCGCUGGGCAUUGGUCCAUUACAAAUAUUUUCAAGGAAAUUGAUUAAAUCAUAAAAUUUCUUUAUAUUCUAUUAUAAAACCCUGUUUUUUUGUGUGUGUGCAUAACAACAGCAGGACUUUAUUUUUUGCUGUUGCAAAGACGGAUUCCCACCUCCUUGCAUUACCAAAACCCCAAACAAGAGCCAGCCCAAGAAGAAGAAGACCUAUUAAAAAAAAGCGAUACAAAGUGUUACACGUCAAAAGAAGAAAAAGAAAAAGCAGACAGGGCCUUUCGGCACAGCUUUGCCACACAGCAAGCAGGAGGGGAGCGCUGAGUCGCUGUGGCACUGUAGCAGGUUGCAGCGUGACGGCUUGGCAGGAUACUGAUAGAGGGCAGAGUAGCAGGAUGCCGCUGAUAAAGUUCACCCAAGUGCUGUCCUACUCUAGUGAAGAUCCUAACCAUCCUGCAGAUAACCUGUUGCGUUCAGACACAUUCAGAAAGUGGAAAUGUACUCCAAAUAAUUCAGAAAAGCAAUCCUUUGUCAUCUUGAAGUUUGAGAAACUGUCAUCUAUCAACUCUCUUGAUAUUGGCAAUGAUGGUUCAGCCCUCAUUGAAGUGUUGGUGAGCAGGGAAGGAAUGAAUGAUUUCCAACUGUUGCUUGUUUCUUCUGCUUUCAUGAGCCCAACAGAGUCAAGGAAUGGCACAGACCUUCACCGGGUGCGCAUGUUUGGGCUGGACAAACUGAACAAAAAUGUUGCUGAACAAAAGUGGGACAGACUGAAGGUGAUCUGCACUCAACCAUUCAACCCUAAGAUGCAGUACGGGCUGUCCUUCAUCACUGCCAGAUCUUUAGAGAGUGAGACACACGAGCCAUCGCCUAAGGUCACCCAGCUUGGAAACUUCAAGCUCAAGAUGACAGAUGAUUCUGAUCCCAUAUCAGUCGGUUCUUUGUUUGCCAAGAGGAAAGAGAAAACUCUAGUGAACGUGACUGGACCAGCAGCAAUCAGAGCAGCUUCUAGAGAAUCAGCUGCUGCCAUUGCAUCUGCAGGAGUUGCUAAAAGAAAGGAUCAACCAUCUGAUAGAGGUUCCAGCCCUAUCAGUAAGAAACCAUUCACAGAGUCAGUAAGAUCACUGGUGGCCAAGGGCCCUCCACCAGGUACCCCCACAGCACAUCAGAGCAAAGAUAGAAAGAAUGAGACUCACAGCAAACCUAACUCAAAGCCUGAGAAAACUGAAGAAAAAAACAAAUCAAAAGAAAAUGGAGGUAGGGAAGAAAGAGUUAAGAAGCCUGACAAAAUAAAGAAUCGAGAAAAGGCUGAUAAACCUUCAACCUCCAGAACUGACACCCAAGAGACAACCAGGAAGAGGAAGUCUAAGCCAUUCACCUCCUUGAUGGAUAAUGUUGUGUUUGUGAUGAGUGGUUACCAGAACCCUGAUCGUUCCACCCUCCGAGACAAGCUGGUAGAGAUGGGGGCUCAGUAUAAAUCUGAUUGGAGUCCUUCCUGCACUCACCUAAUAUGUGCCUUCAGCAACACACCAAAGUAUCGGCAAGUCAAGGGUAAGGGGAAGAUUGUCACCGGCAAAUGGAUCAUGGAUUGUUAUAAGAGUAAAAUCAGAUAUCCAUGGAGAAGGUAUGGACUUGAAAAACAGAAAGGUGGUUCAGAGAGUGAGGAAGAAAUCUGGGCAGAAGAAAUUAUGCCAAAAGUGUCAAAACCUGCUCCCACAGCAGCCACUCCUACGGAGCCUUCAGAUAACUCUGAUAAUGAAGAUCGUUUCAGUGACAAUGAAGACACUGAUGAUGAAAUCCAGAGGGUCCUUAAUAGGCAACAAAAUACUGCAAAAGGCAGUGAAGCAAACCCUAGAAAAAAUUAUGAAAACAGUGACAGAACCAAAGGCACCAGAGAAUCUGGAAGAGAUUCUCAUCCAGAGAACAUCAGCAAUUCUUUGACAUCUAAUGGUGUGAAAGACAAUAGUGAUGAUGAAGUCUAUGAAGAUGACACAGAUAUAGAUGAGGAGCUUCCAGACACUUCUUUCCUGCCAUUACCAGUACUUCAGGAUUAUUUCCAGAACAAGUAUUUCUUCUUGUAUGGUAACAUGGCAGAGGAGAAAAGGACUCUCUUAUACCGCUAUAUAACUGCUUUCAAUGGAAAAAUUGAAGAUUAUAUGAGUGAGAAAGUUCAGUUUGUCAUCAGUGAGAGCAAAUGGGAUGAACAGUUUGAAGAGGCUUUAAAUGAUAACCCAGCACUUCAGUUUGUCAAAGCUCAAUGGAUCUGGCAGUGUUGUGAUAAAAAGAAACUUGUUCCUCACCAGCCAUACCUGAUAGUACCUUAAGUAACAGCAAUCACAUGCUGGUGUUUUAUGUAAAGUACAAAUAUACAGUGUAUGUUAAAAAUAGCAAGAUGAGCUUUACAGAAUCCACUCAAGUAAAAAAUAUAUAUGUAAUAUUUUUACAUGGUUACCUUGAUGAUACUUUUAGCAUUCACUAGUAAGGGUAUUAACAAAAAAAAUCAAGUACACCAUUUCAGUGAACAAUACAGGGAUUAUAUAAGUUUCUCAGAAACACAUGAAGGUAAAACUGCAUUGUAUUAAAACAUCAAUAGAGGAAACAUGGUUUCUCAACAUUCUUUUAUCUCUACUCAACAAUGUGAAGAAUCUGAUAUAUAAAGACUUGGCCUAAAGCUGCAUUUUGUAUAUGAAUUUAAGUAAACUAGUGAACAGUAAAGGUAAGUGCAGUAAACUAACCAAGCAUGCUAUCAAUCAUAAUUUUGAUCAUAAUCAUAAUUUUGUGACUUGUAAACUUCAGGACUGGGAUAUACCAAGGGCUGAGCAAAAAAGAAAGUGCUGUCAUUGAUCAAAUAAUCAGUGGACAACAGAACGAGCCUAGACUAUGUCCCUCAGGGCAGCAAAGACAUAUAAAUUUUAAGUAUUGGUAGAUAUUUUUUCACUGGAGCAUUUUACAAACAUACUCCACCACCUCAGACAUGGCCAAAAUUUCUUCACUUCAUACUUAUUUUACCCGAAUUUCAUUACCUUAGUAUUUAAGUUAAACAGAUGAGAGCUAAAGAGUCAGUUGUCAGCAGGACUGCCAUGGAACUGGGGCUCUGCAUGUACUGCACUCAGUUAAUAUUACCCUCACUCAAGGGUUUCGAGUCCUAUGUUUUUUGUCCAGUCAUGAAAUCUUGCCACAGUCAUCACUUUAUAAAUUUACAUAGCAUAUACUGAAAUCAGCAAACUGUCAGUAAAGAAAAUUUGGCCAACAGAACCCUUGACCAGAGGAGACUGCCAAAAAAUUAUAUGAAGAUAUUUUUUUUUAAUAUUUUUAAUAUAAACUUUAGGGUAUCAUCUGGUGGAAAGAAAACCAUCUCCAUCUUUGAGUAGCCUUAUUCAUAAGGUUGUGUAUGUGGGUGGGAGAAGGCAGUGAGGCACAGCAGUUGGCAGGUAACGGGCUGUGGGGAAGGGACGGGGGACGUGGUAUAAGGCGGUUUUGCUGUUAUACAUGUUUUUAACUUAGGUAUAUCUACAUUAAUGUGAUAUCUAUUUAUUAUAUAGAUUUAAAUUUUUGGCUGUUUUUGUUUUUCAUCAAUACAGUAUUGUAUUACACUGGUAGUGGUGGGGACUGGGAAGCAGCAGUGGCAGGGGUGGGGGAGGCCUCACCCCUUUGCUCUCUCCUCUCUGCACAUUUUACUUUUCCCUACUUUCCACUUGGUAUUUUGUGUUCACUAUCACUUCUACAAUUUGAAUGAGCUUAAGGGUUACUGGCAUUUCCUUCAAUAAUGUUUUUACCUACAACAUAAUUUUAGACAUCACAAUUGUAGGAAAGGGAGGGGGUUGUCAGACGGUGGCAAUUAAUUUCUGUUGCCCAUAUUGCCUAUUGGUGUACUGAGGGUGGGGGCAUGGCAGGAUAAGGAGGGUUUCCCUUACACAGUGUUAAGGGUUAUUUUAUGCCUAUUGUGGUGGCAACAUUUGAGACAUUUGAACUAAGCACAGCCCAAGCUGUGACUUGCACUCCACAAGUUAAACCAUCCUACAAUUUUUGUGUGGUUGGUUUAGUAACACAACCACAAGCCAGCCCCUGUUGCUUUUAGCCUUAUUAUGAGUUUCCAGUCUUAACAAGAUGGUGUAUAUGGGAUUAUGUAUAUUGUCAUCAGUGGCAUAUUUUGGGAAACAGUUUUAUUUCAGGUAGUAACAUGGGUAUAAUUUUAGAGAUUUUUCUAGAAAAAUCUACACCUUGGAAGGUACAUCCUCUGCUCUGCUGCAGGUUCACUUUUGUUUCCUGGUAAUUUGAGUUUGUGGUAUAGAUUCACUCACAGCACUACCCACUACUGCAGCUUAACAUGAAAAGAAAUAACACACACACACACACACACACACACACACACACACACACACACACACACACACACACACACACACACACACACACA